Molecule: messenger RNA, 1308 nt
Organism: Kwoniella botswanensis
Lineage: Eukaryota; Fungi; Basidiomycota; Tremellomycetes; Tremellales; Cryptococcaceae
Exons: 5
Coding region: 1-1308 (435 amino acids)
Source: RefSeq, a predicted model, not a curated record
AUGUAUACUUCAGCUUUACUUUCCCUCUUACCCCUCCUCGCUGGAAUAGGCUCCUUACCAGCCAUGGCUCUACCCCACCACCACCAACAACCGAAAUUACCUUUACCCGCUUUACUUCGUCGACAAGCCCAAGGGCAAGGUGCAUUGGACCUACCCCCUUCUCUCAACAUGCCCACUGCUUCUCUAUCUUUAUCGAUUACAGACGAUAUACGACCCACACCUGUACCGGUGGAUCUACCAUCUUUAUGGCAAAUCAACACUGUCCCGCAAACGUUACUCGCCCAGGCACAACCACAAGUGGAAUCAGUCACUUCUUCUCCUGCGGCCUCUGUCACUUCCAGUGGGGAUUUGUAUGUCCAAGAUGCAGAAGAUGUAGAAGUCGCCCCCACGCCCACAGCUGUGAAUAUGGCUACAGUCGAAUAUCAAGGUGAUUCGCUGUUACAGCCUACCUCCAUUUCCAUGGUUAUGGCAGGAAUGGACAUGGAUAUGAGUACAAACACGAACACGAAUAUGGACAUGGAAAUCACGGCCGCUGCGGCUGCCGCCAUUACUUCGAUGGUCGGGAACUUACCUUCGGGCGUUAAUGGUAAUAGUGAAACCAUCACUUCGUUUGCUAGUUCCACUUCAACUGUAUAUUCCACAACGACUAGUUCGGCUGGUACAGGAGCCUCAACGACAUCGAUGGUAUCCACCACGUCUUGUUCAUCCGCCAUAGUCUCUGCAAAGGCCACCGUAGCAGAAGCUGCCGGUAUCACAUCUACGUCUGCGUCCACGUCUGCGUCCACUGAUACCUCCCCGACUCCCUCGACCUCCGCCUCGGACGAUAAGAGCAAGAAGAUCAGAUAUAAGCAUUGUUCCGAUACCAAAGGUACGGUCACGGAGAUAAAAGUGAAUCCAUGUGAGGGUGGUAAAGGAACUAUAUUGGAUCCGUGCCAUUUCCAAGCUGGAAAGAACUACACUAUAACUCUCACAUACGUUUCACCUGAAGAUUCGACUUCACCACGAGCGAACUUGGUGGCGAGAGAUAAAACUAUGUCGGAUGGUCAACAGCAUUUCACUUAUCCCGGACAAUCAUUUGACGCAUGCCAAUAUACUUCAUGUCCUAUCACAAAUCAGGAGACUAAGAGUUAUACAUAUGAGGUUGUGACUACGAAUAAUCGUUUCGAUCAACUUACAUUCAACAUGACCAACGGCCUAGAUGGCGAUUCACUCAUGUGUGCAUAUUUCCCUGUGACUUUUAUGCCGAGUUUAGCAGGUAGGAGUAUGGGGAGGAACGUCCCUUUUGGCGGGUUAGGUGCUAGGUGGUAA